GGCACUCUGGGAGACAGAGUCUCGUGAGGCUGCCCCGGCAUUCUUGGGGGAGGGGGACUCUCGGAACUCCGCGCUGACCCAAAAGCUGUGAGCCGCCCAGACGCCCCCGCAUGGGGACAGCGUCUCCCUUACAAACAGUUCGGAGGAGACACUGCAGCUGGUCCCAUUUAACAACAGAAAAGCCGAGCCAGGGCGAACUACUCUCCGACCGCAUUCGCGACCAGCCCUGAGAUAGUCUGGGUGACGGUGGACUCGGCCUGCGAUGCUAGCCUACGGUUCCCACACGCCCCGACGCUCCCACUGUGCCCUCAAUCCCGGAAACGGAACUGCCUGCGCGUGAGGGCGGGACCAGUGUGGCCUGCGGCUGGCCGCCGGCGGCUGGGCGGGCCUUUCCUGCGGGCGCUGAUUGGCUGCGCCAAGCCAACUCUCGUUAUUUGAAUCUGGGGCGGGCGCAGCGGACGACGGUCGCGUCCUGCGAGAGCGGAGCUUGUUGGAGUUCCUUCGGCCCGGCUUCUUCCAGCUCGUAUUUCUAGCACGGGGAAGGCGCGGCGCUCCUCCCUUGCGGUGGGCGUCGACGCGGGUCCGGGGCCUGGCCACAGUACACAGAAUGAGUCUGCAUAUCUUAAAUGACGAAAAUGUCCCCAGUGAAAAGAAUUCAGAAAGCUGUGACUUCCUGUUUUCACAACCAGAGCUUACCGGAAGAUCCUCUGUUCUUUGUCUGUCACAGAAAGAAAAUGUACCACCCAAGAACCAGGCUAAAGCAGCCAAGGUGACUUUUCAGACACCUCUUCGGGAUCCACAGACACACAGGAUCUUAAGUCCUAAAAUGACCAGCAAACUUGAGACUCCUUUUGCUUUGGAUGACAAUAUCGGAUUAGAAAACGCUCACUGUGUCUUUUUACAGAAAGAGAAUCAGCCACCUCUAGCCCCAGUGGAUGACACACCUGUUGAGUUGGCAGCUGAGAUCCUAAGAGCAGAAGGCGAACUACAGGAGGGAAUCUUGAAUUCCUCAAGCACCUCAGUUUCUACAAGUUUCCUGAAUGCUGAGCUGGUGGCCCCUCCCACUGAGCCAGUACUGGAGCCUUCCCAUCAAGAACCAGAGCCUAUCUUAGACAGUGAGCUGGUGGCCCCUCCCACUGAGCCAGUACUGGAGCCUUCCCAUCAAGAACCAGAGCCUAUCUUAGACAGUGAGCUGAUGGUCCCUUCCACUGAGCCUUUGCUGGAGUCUUCCCAUGGAGGACCAGAGCCUAAUUUGAAUGGUGAGCUGAUGGCCCCUCCCAUUGAGCCAGUGCUGGAGCCUUCCCAUCAGGAACCAGAGCCUAUCUUGGACAGUGGGCUGAUGGCCUCUCCCAUUGAGCCAGUGCUGGAGCCUUCCCAUCAGGAACCAGAGUCUAUCUUGGACAGUGGGCUGAUGGCCCCUCCCAUUGAGCCAGUGCUGGAGCCUUCCCAUCAGGAACCAGAGCCUAUCUUGGACAGUAAGCUGGUGGCCUCUCCCAUUGAGCCAGUGCUGGAGCCUUCCCAUCAGGGACCAGAGUCUAUCUUGAAUGCUGAGCUGAUAACCCCUUCUAUUGAGCCAGUGCUGGAACCAUCCCAUCAGGGACCAGAGCCUAUCUUGGACAAUGAGCUGAUGGUCCCUUCUAUUGAGCCAGUGCUGGAACCUUCCCAUCAGGAACCAGAGCCUAUCUUGAAUGCUGAGCAGAUGGCUUGUCCUGCUGAGCCAGUGCUGGAACCUUCCCAUCAGGGACCAGAGCCUAUCUUAGACCCAAAGGAAGAGACCUUCAGAGACCCAGCAGAAGUUCUAGGUACUGGCCUGGAAUUUGAUUAUCUGGAGCAGUUUGGAACCUCCUCGUUUAAGGAGUCAGCCUGGAGGAAGCAGUCUUUGUACUUGAAAUUUGACCCCCUCCUGAAAGAGAGCCCUUUGCGGCCAAUGCCAGUGGUCCCGGUGACAAAUAGUACACAGGAUACAAAUGAGUCUGGCUCGGGAAAUCCGAUGGAAGGCAAGCUUGUGGAUUUAGAUUUCGUGGGCACUCUGGAUGUUCCUGUGUCAGGCCCACCCCUGUGUGUCCUUGAACCUAGAGGUCUGCUUCCUGCUGAGCCUAUUGUAGACGUGCUGCAGUACAGCCAGAAAGACCUGGACGCAGCGGUGAGUGCAGCACAACAGGAGAACCUAGAGCUGAAAAGCAAGUAUGAGGACCUCAACGCAAAGUACUUGGAAAUGGGGAAGAUCGUGGAUGGGUUUGAGAAGAUCGUUUACAAGUCAAUGGAGGAGGCUGAGAAACAGAAGGAACUGGCUGAAGACAAAAUCCAGAAGGUCCUAAAGGAGAGAGACCAGCUCACCGCAGACCUGAGCUCUAUGGAGAAAUCCUUCUCUGACCUUUUCAAGCGCUUUGAGAAGCAGAAGGAAGUGAUUGAAGGCUACCGGAAGAAUGAAGAGUCCCUGAAGAAGUGUGUUGAAGAAUAUAUAGUGAAGAUUGGAAAGGAAGGCCAGAGGUAUCAGGCGCUGAAGGCCCAUGCAGAAGAAAAGCUCAAUCUCGCAAAUGAGGAGAUCGCCCAAGUACGCAGCAAGGCCCAAGCAGAGGCACUGGCUUUCCAGGCAAGCCUGAGGAAGGCACAGAUGCAGAUCCAGUCACUGGAGAAGACUGUGGAGCAGAAGACAAAAGAAAAUGAUGAGCUGACCAGGAUCUGUGACGACCUCAUCUCUAAGAUGGAGAAGAUCUAAGCAAAGCCUAUCACCAGCCCUCAUCUGUCUGUCUGUCUGUCCUUGUCUUUGUCUGUGUUCUCUCUUUUGUGUUGUCUUUUAACCCCUAUUUCUAAGUCACAUUAUUUUGAAAAGACUAAAGUUUAAUUUCAAACUCAA
Meriones unguiculatus (Mongolian gerbil) is the source of this 2857-nucleotide messenger RNA. It is a transcript of the gene Tacc3, whose product is annotated as transforming acidic coiled-coil containing protein 3. Gene Ontology annotation, cellular component: cytoplasm. Gene Ontology annotation, biological process: cerebral cortex development; cell population proliferation; mitotic spindle organization. The transcript has 15 exons. Bases 608 to 2719 code for a protein of 703 amino acids. Lineage: Eukaryota; Metazoa; Chordata; Mammalia; Rodentia; Muridae. The record is from RefSeq and is a predicted model, not a curated record.